GGCACCUGGGACGGGACGCGCAGGCGCGCUGAUGCCUCGAGUCCCAAAAGGAGGGCGGGUGCGCGCGCUUCCUCGCGCACGCGCGCACGGAGGGGGCGACGGCCGCGGUGACGCUGCUUGCGCCGGCGGGCGGCGGCGCGUGAGGCGCGCGAUUCCCGGUGUCUUGGGAGCAGUGCCCCGGCCCCCGCCGCUCCUGCCGCCGCCAUGUCGGGCCGGUCGGUCCGGGCCGAGACCCGCAGCCGGGCCAAGGAUGACAUCAAGAAGGUGAUGGCUGCCAUCGAGAAAGUGCGGAAAUGGGAGAAAAAGUGGGUGACUGUGGGUGACACGUCGCUUAGGAUAUUUAAGUGGGUUCCUGUGACAGACAGCAAGGAGAAAGAAAAGUCAAAAUCGAACAGUUCAGCAGCCCGGGAACCUAAUGGCUUUCCCUCUGAUGCCUCAGCCAAUUCCUCUCUCCUUCUUGAAUUCCAGGAUGAAAACAGCAACCAGAGUUCCGUGUCUGAUGUCUAUCAGCUCAAGGUGGACAGCAGCACCAACUCGAGCCCCAGCCCCCAGCAGAGCGAGUCCCUGAGCCCAGCGCACACCUCCGACUUCCGCACAGAUGACUCCCAGCCCCCCACCCUGGGCCAGGAGAUCCUUGAGGAGCCCUCCCUGCCUGCCUCAGAAGUUGCUGAUGAACCUCCCACCCUCACGAAGGAAGAGCCGGUUCCAUUAGAGACACAGAUUGCUGAGGAAGAGGAAGACUCAGGUGCCCCUCCCCUGAAACGCUUCUGUGUGGACCAACCCGCAGUGCCGCAGACAGCAUCGGAAAGCUAGCACCUCCCUGGCGCCUUUCGCCUCCUGGCCCCAUGCCUCUAUUUAUUGCAUUCUGGUUCUGGCUGUGCUGUGUUGCUGGGGUGAGGGCAAGCACUGGGGUCCAGAGCCUGCACAUAGAAGCCUUCUGGGCUAGAAGGCUGACAUAGGACUUGGGGUCGUAGUAGCAUCUUCCCGUCCCUGGCACCUGUGUCUGCUUGAUCCUGAGAAGAGGAGCACUCCUGUCCUUUCUGCACCCCAGGUGGCUGGAGCACCAGCCACUCCAGGGUUCAUCUGUCACCUCCAGGUAGUAGUCUCUGCUCCAGAACCUUUGGACCGAGCUGCUGGUGCUUCUACAAGAGGAAAGAGAUGUGGAGGGCACCCUCUAGAGAAGAGAGUGCCCAGGGCUUACUUGAAUGGAGACUGUAGAUUCGUGGACUUUCCCAUAGGGCUAGGGGCCCUGUAGGCUGCUGUUGGAGAAUGCCUGAGUAGACUCUGGAGGGAAGGGAAGGGCUUUUCUCCACACGAGGGAAGAAAAGUCCACGUGUAUUUCUUGCUGUCCUGGCACUUCUGCCCAUUUCUGAGGUUAUCCUGCCUCUCAUGGGCUCUCUGGCUGCUGACAGUCCUUUGUCCCCCACUGUAACCAUCCCCUUCCCCCAACACAAACACGCACGCAGCUUUUGCUGUUUCCACCUGGACAUUUCAUCACGUCCCCUGCCUCCCGCCAUGGUCCCCAGCACUCCUGCCACAAACUCUGCCCCAGCGAGAACUUGAGGUUCUGACAACAGUACCCAUCCCCACAGUACUGCUUCAGCUCAGACUUUCUAGAAAGUUCCCUUUUCUUUGAAAUCUGCAUGUGUAAUUGAACCUUGUGAUUUUAUUUUUUGUUUCAAAAAAGUUUAAGAAAAUGGAAAUGGGCAACAGUGAGUGAAGACAUAUUUUAGCACUGAAUAGAAUAUUUUUUAAAAUUAAACUAUUUGAAAUAUG
This is a messenger RNA of Hippopotamus amphibius kiboko, 1776 nucleotides long. RefSeq names its product BAF chromatin remodeling complex subunit BCL7B (gene BCL7B). Bases 205 to 813 code for a protein of 202 amino acids. The transcript has 6 exons. The record is from RefSeq and is a predicted model, not a curated record. Lineage: Eukaryota; Metazoa; Chordata; Mammalia; Artiodactyla; Hippopotamidae.